AUGAACCAAGCAGUGAUGGACGACAUAGCGCGACUGAACGGGCUUAACGUUGAAAUGCCGGAUAACAUCUUCCCUAGAUUGCUAACUAUAUUGAUGCCGCUAGCAGAGGAGCGCUGCAUGCUCAUUACUGGGAUGCAAUCCGGGCAUCAGUCCGGGGCAAUGGCAGAUGUCAUAGGAGCCCUCGAGCAACUCUCUAUUGCAUACCAGCACCAUAAGAUACUAGAAUCGGGCGCAUCUGUAACGUCAGCCCACCUGGCUACGAAGACGUUUCGGAAGAGUGGCGCAAGCUUUUUAAUUGCGAUUGGUGGGGGUUCUGUGCUGAGCGUUGCAAAGUUUGUGGCAUCAAACCACGAGACUAGCAGCGUCAGGACACCGCUCAUACUAAUCCCCACGGGUCCUGGCUGUGGAGCCCUGUCCACCCGGCUCACAGUCUUGAUGGAUCAUCGCUGCAAGCAUUGCAUUAGUAUAAUUUGUACCCUAAGAGCAGAAACUGUUCUUUUAAGCACCACGUACUUUGAGACGCUGACACCGGCCAUGAGCAUCCCUGCAUUCUUGAUGGGUAUAGUGAAUGCAGCCGAGUAUCUACUGGCAGGAGGUGUUUCCCUUUAUCCUGAAUGUCAGCCGGUCUAUCUUCGUCUCCUCGUGCAUACAUACGAUGCUUGGCUCCUGGGGAUCAGACCCUACCUAAAAUCAUUCAACACUGAGUACUUAAAGAAGCGAGACUUUAUAUAUGCUCUUGCAGCGUGUGCAGUGGAGAUUGGCCUGCUACAAAACAAACUAGGCAUCGGGUUUUUGACAUACUUGGGAUCAGCAGUCUCCUAUAGGCAUGGGUCCAAUAUUGGGAAAUCGUCAGCUAUGUUCCUUGCGCCUCUUCUACGGAUAAGAGAAGAUUCGUUGGGCAAAGAAAUUCGCCAACUAUAUGAAUCUAUAGGGGUUGAGUCUGUAGACGGUUUGGGACAGGUCAUAAAGGAGAUUUGCAAGGCAGACGGAGAAGGCCUGCUUUGCUCAACUAGCGACAACGUAGACGACAUUGCUCUAUGUAUUGAUCACGUUCUUCCCACUCUCCCCUAUGCGCCCUUAAGUGAUCUCGAAAUAAGGCUGCUUCUAGAGGCAGGAUAUGACAAUACCCUUUCUCCAACAAUGCACACGAGCAUAGAGCGGUUAGAAACGUUAACGUUGUAA
Giardia duodenalis is the source of this 1182-nucleotide messenger RNA. Its product is annotated as Iron-containing alcohol dehydrogenase. Gene Ontology annotation, cellular component: mitochondrion. Bases 1 to 1182 code for a protein of 393 amino acids. The record is from RefSeq and is a predicted model, not a curated record. The transcript has a single exon. Gene Ontology annotation, molecular function: metal ion binding; alcohol dehydrogenase (NAD+) activity. NCBI's taxonomy places the organism in Eukaryota, Fornicata, Diplomonadida, Hexamitidae.